Molecule: messenger RNA, 855 nt
Organism: Tetranychus urticae (two-spotted spider mite)
Lineage: Eukaryota; Metazoa; Arthropoda; Arachnida; Trombidiformes; Tetranychidae
Product: chromobox protein homolog 5
Cellular component (GO): nucleus
Source: RefSeq, a predicted model, not a curated record
UUGAUUUGUUUUUGUUUUUCAAUCUCUGUAUAGGAUUCAAAUAACCGUAGCAAAAUUGAUACUUGUGCCAUCUUGUAACAGAAUCAUGUUGUUCUCUCAAAUUCUUCUCAAUGAUGUUUUUGUUUUAAUUUAUCUUUUGCUUAGUUAAUUUAUUGUCUUGUUUUGCAUCCUUACAUCAUUAUUGCCCUCUAAUUGUUAUUAGUUGAUUAUUUCCUCGUUGUGAUCUCUAGCGGGCAUUUAGGAUUUUUACUGGUUAUUACUAUGUCGACUUCUCCUACUACAAAUGUCUCUGAAGAGGAAGAAGAGUGGAUUGUGGAAAAGGUUUUAGACAAAAGAUCCUGCAAAGGACAAUUUGAAUAUCUGCUGCAAUGGAAAGAUAACGUGACCUCAUGGGAACUGGCUGAUAGCUUAUCAUGCCAGGAUCUAAUUGAUGAAUUUGAGGAUCAGCAACGUCAAUUAGCUGUUAAACGUCAAGAAAGUGUUGAGACCAAAUCCAGUUCCAAGAAAAAGAAACGGCGAAACUCUACUUCUGAGCCCUUGAAUGGAUUUGAUAGAGGAUUGGAACCCAAAAAGAUUCUCGGUGCUACUCAUAAAAAUGGGGAAAUCAUGUUUCUCAUGAAAUGGCGGAACACUGAUGAAUACGAAUUGGUGCCCUCAAGUAUCGCUAAUAUUAAGUGUCCACAACUCGUGAUCCAGUUUUACCAGGAUCAUUCAGUCUGGAGUGAUGCUAAAAAUCCUGAUAGUCCAACUGCAUCAUAAAAUAAGAUAAUUUACAUGCAAUCGUCAACCCAUUCCCAAAUGUUAUCUCAUGUUCAUCUUUUAAUAUUUUCGCAAUAAACUAAGUUUCAGAGUUCA